This is a messenger RNA of Marchantia polymorpha subsp. ruderalis, 2468 nucleotides long. Lineage: Eukaryota; Viridiplantae; Streptophyta; Marchantiopsida; Marchantiales; Marchantiaceae. The record is from the annotation of a GenBank genome assembly.
CCUUCGCCAGUCGCUGCUCCCCUUGUUCGUUGUUGGCUCGCUGCGAGUCCUCCUCUCCCCAACCCUGCAGCGAGCAGCUGCUGCUGCAGCAGUCAAGCGAAGAAACUAACGUUCACAACCGGAAGAAGGCAGGCAGCAGCCCGAAAAGAAACCCUGUGCUGUGGGCGACCGAGGGAGGGAGCAGUGGGCACACGGAGGCAGGCAGGCAGGCAGGCAGGCAGGCAGGCAGGAAGGAAAGCCGAGAAGGAACGGGAGACCAGGGCGGAGGGCAGGGGACGAGAGGGGAGGCGAGGGAGAAGAAACAGACGGCAACUUAAUCACAGGAGCUUUCGGUUUUUGCACGGGUGGGCCGAAUUUCGUCGAGGAAUUUCGGUGAGAGGAGGAAUUGGAGUAUGCAAUGUCCUCGAUGGAUAUGGAGGAUAUGCGGGACAGAGGAUGAAAUGACGAGCGGUGUUGUGGUGGGGGUUGGUUUGCUUCUUGCACGGAGGUAAGGAGGAGGUUGGGGGUGAUUGGUUGCUCUUUCGUUGUUUUUGGGUGGGGUGGUGUCGCCGGGUGAUGAGCGGACCAUGGGGCUUGUGCCCAAUUGAGGUGUUGGGUUGUUGAGGAAUUGGAAGCAGAUGGGUAGAUGUUGGCGGACGAGGUAGAACGGUCUAGGAAGAGGGGAAUUUCUCAGGCAGUGGUGAGACAGAUGAUGGACCACGAGGGGGCCAUGGAGCACGAGGCGCUCCCUGGCCUGGGUACAGGAGGGGAUGCCGGAGCGCACGAGGAGAGGAAUACUCGUGCAUCUCGUUGGAGUAUGAAUGAAACCCUAGUGCUUAUUGCCGCUAAGAAGAAGGAAAUGGAGGAAGACAGGGAUGCGAGGUUACGGGGGAGAAUUACGCAUGAUUCCAAUAAGUGGUCGUUAAUUGCCCUCUUUUGUAACGAGCAUGGGGUUCACAGGGACUCGUCUCAAUGCAAGAAACGGUGGCAUUCUCUGUAUACCGAAUACAAGAAAAUUAAGGAUUACGAGAGGGAGGGUGGCUCUGUCUCGUACUGGCUCAUGAGUGCCGACAAGAGGAGGGAGAGCACCCUGGCGCCCAUGUUCGAGAGAGAAGUUUUUGAUCGAAUGGAUAGUUUUCUUUCUGGGACUACCAAGGUGGUACCUGAACCUACUUUCGACAGUGGCGCCCCUGUACUUAUCGGGGUGGCAGAUCUCGACAAUCAAGAACAUAGCCAGGGGUCGUCCAUGGAGAUGGGUGGCGCGAGAAGCGGAGCAGUUGGCGGUGAAAAGAACCACCGAGCUUCCCGAUGGACAGUACAUGAAACUUUGAUACUUAUUGCGGCGAAGAAGAAGGAAACCUCUGAUGAGAAUGAUGCUCCCAAGAGGGGACGCACUGUACAGGACAGCAAGAAAUGGGCAGCUAUUGCUCGUUUCUGCAAUGAUCAAGGAGUUAAGAGGGAUAGCAUGCAGUGCAAGAAAAGGUGGCACAAUCUGUACACUGAGUACAAAAAGAUUAGAGACCAUGAAAGAGUCAGUGGGGUGGAAUCAUAUUGGGUUAUGAGCGUAGAGAAAAGGCGGAAAAGCAAGUUGGCAAGGAUGUUUGAACGGGAAGUGUAUGACUACAUGGAUGAUUUCCUUAGCCGAACUCCUAAAGUGAUGCCUGGUUCCACUUUUGAGAACGGGAGACCUUCUAGUGUACGAGAUCCUGUUCCACCACGUGAGCCACUGCCAGAGGUCGGGGAGAACAACAGUGCCCAGCAGGGUUCUCUUAUGGAAUUGGGGGGCCUUGGAAGUACAGCAUUUGGCACAGGUCAUGCCAGGAAACGCCAGCGACGUCGACUUUUGAGUAGAGAUGAUGCACCCGAUCAAAAGUUGGUAUCUGUUCUUGAAAGCAAUGGAAAGGCGAUGCAGGCUGAACUAGCUGCAGACAGAGAGCUACGGAAGGAGCAAGGAGCCAACUUAAUAGCUGUAUUUGAUAAACUUGCAGAUGGGUUGGGUCAAAUAGCCUCUGCCAUUCACAACUUACAAAAGUAGAUAAUUUGUCAUCAGAUUGUUUUGAAAACAAUUUUAGCUCGGUCCAGGUAAUGCAGUACACCCUUUAAUACUCUUGGGUGGCUGAGCACACAAAUUGAGGGUUUUUUGUCCAAAAGAUUCCCAAAUGAUUGUUUAGCAAUCUCUCAUGUAACCUAGGGAAAAAACCCCGCUGUGACCAACUAGAGUAGGGAUCAAUGUAAUUUUUCCAGGAUCAACCGUUAGGAAGAGCUGGGGUUGUAAAGUAGUAGGGAAGCAGCUGAAUAUGUAUAUGAAGGGGCACACGGGGAAGAAAGUAGUGUAGGCUAAUGUGCAGACACAUCACAAAAGUGAAAGAAGGUAGGAAAGGUGUUUUUUCUUCUUUUGUUCUUCAUUUUGUCCAAAAAGAUUCCACAUUUUUCCUGUGACAUAGUUAAGUGCCUACCAAGGGGGCAAUUUAUCAAAGAGAGAAAGUUGU